Molecule: messenger RNA, 894 nt
Organism: Encephalitozoon romaleae SJ-2008
Lineage: Eukaryota; Fungi; Microsporidia; Unikaryonidae
Product: DnaJ-like protein
Exons: 1
Coding region: 1-894 (297 amino acids)
Source: RefSeq, a predicted model, not a curated record
AUGGGAAAUAGGCAGUCAAAGAUAGAGAAAUCUCCUCAUGAGGUUUUAGGCUUAUCUCCUGUAUCCACUAAGAAGGAAGUCAAGGAUUGUUAUAGAACUCUCAUACUCAAGGUCCAUCCAGACGCACAGAAAGUCCACUCCUCUAAAGCUCCUAAAGAAGCAAUGGAAAUAAUGGAGGCAUACACAUCUAUUAUGAGAUCUCCUCCAGGAUUUGAGUUCUAUACCGAAGAACUCUUCAGGAAAGAUCUUAGGAAGUAUGCAGAUGAUUUCUUUGAAAGAAUAUCCGACUAUUGUAGAAUUCCAGGGGCUCCUAAAUUCAGUGACCCGGACUUCGAAAGGUUUUAUCAGGUGUUCACCAACUUCAGAACUCAAAAGGUAUUUGACUCCGAGGAAGAAAAAAGUGAAUUUUGUAGAAGUGUUAGAAAGGUAGCAAGGAUUGUUAAGAGCUUGGAUAAAAGGAUCAGCAUCGACAGCUUCUCUAUUGAAGCUCAUCCCGCACCUCCUAAAGUCAGAGAAAAGAAAACAAAGCUUUAUCCUUACAACUGUGAUCAUUGCAGUAAAGGAUUCCAUUCCCACAAUCAGAUCAUAGACCAUUUCAGGAGUAAAAAGCAUUUUGAAAGAAUAAGGCUAGUCUCAGAGGAUCCAAAGAAGUACAUAGAAAAACAGUUACAGGAGAUUACCUGUCAAGACCUCUCUGAAAUAACCCAAGAGCCCUGCACAGAAAAGGAACUUGAAAUCGUGGAGGACCACAAGGCUGAAGAGCAGAGUGUCCCUAAGAAGACAGGCCAUAUACGGGAGCCUGCCCCAUUUAGAACAUGUGCAGAGUGCAAAGCUGUGUUCAAUAGUAGGGCAGAGUUACUCACGCAUCUGAAAAUGGGGCACAAGGAAUUCUAG